CACCAGACAGUGAUGGACGAGCAGCAGCAGGUCGCAAUAAAACACACAUCCUCCUCCUCCUCCUCCUGGUCCUGAGGUGGCUUCUCUGCAGUCGCAUCCCGGUCCGGGUGGUCCUCCUUUUGAGGUGAUUCCAGACUGCCGCAUGCAGGGUAAGGGGGGGCGGAGGGCGUUGGGAGAGCAAAUGGCCAGGAAAAGAGGCGACGGAUGGGAGGAUGCUCAAUGACUGAACGAGCAGCCGCUUGUUUGCAGGUUUGUCCUCUGCCGACGUCCACGAUGGAGUCCACCCACCUCCUGGGCGGGGCUAAGAAGCGGGUAAAGAUCCACCCUCACACGGUCACGGCCAAGUAUGUGACGCAGACCCCCUACUCCCCGCAACCCGGCGUACACACGCACUUCCCCCAGCCCGGCGACGAGGGCUACGAUGACGCGCCGUCCUUCGAGGACUUCGGCUCUUUCCUGGAGGAGACGUCGGACAGGAAGCGGCUGACGGAGGCCAAGAGGUGGCCGCUCGCUCUGUUCGGCUCCAAAGACAAAGACGAGGCCGCCGCCGCCCCGAGACCUCCGGCCGGCGGGAGCGGCGACAGCGGCGAAGGGGGAGCUCGGGCGGCCAAGGGUCCCGGGAAAGGGGUCGGGGAGCAGCUGGCCAGCUUCGGGGAGGCCUCGGUGUCGGCGUCGCGGCUCACCUGGGUGGGGCUUCUGGGGGCGGCGCUGGCUAACGGCUGUGCGAUCGUCCUGACUCGGACGGCCUCGGAACGCUUUGGCCUGGGCCCCCUCUUUCUCCUCCUGUUUCGGUCCGUGUUGCAGCUCCUGUCCGUGGCCGUGCCGCUGUACAAGGGGGAGAACCCUUUUGGACCGGAAGGCUACCGCCUCCGUCUGCUGUGUUACGGAGUGGCCUACUCGCUGUCCCUGUGCUGCGGUUACUCCUCGCUGUCCUUCGCCUCCCCCGAGGACGCCGCCCCCGCCUGGCGCCUGGCCACCACGGCGCUGUCGGCCACCCUGGCCUUCCUGUUGCUGGAGGAGCGUCUGGGCUCGGCAGACGGCAUCACCCUUGCGGCAGGACUGUGCGGUUUGGGGGUUCUGCUGCUUCCUAGGGCAGAUGAGAGCAAUUCCGAUUCACCUGCAGACCCCGUGGUAUUCUGGAGGGGAGCAUUUGGGUGGUCCCUGUCAGCGCUGGCGGGGCUGUGGAUGGCCCUGGCCCUGGUGGGGUACCGGUCGCUGAAGGAGAGAAUUGGCGUGGCUACGGCUCUGUUCACAGUGAGCUGGACAAGCUGCGUGCUUACCCCGGCCUCGUUGGCCCUGCUCCAGGAGGCCUGGUCCUGGCCGGCCGGUGCUUCCGACUGGGGACCGCUCGUGGGCUCGGUAGCCUGUUCGACCGCCGCCUUCUUGGGGAUGACGCACGGCCUCACCCGCAUCCACCCGGCACUGGUGUCGGCGAGCCAGGGCCUGGAGGCGCCCCUGGCCACGGCGGCCCACCUUGCCAUGGUGCAGCUGGCCCCCAGCGCCCCCGAGGUGGUCGGGAACGCCAUGGUGGUCCUGAGUGUCGGCUGGUUGGUGACCAUGAAGCUGUUGCCCUCUCGCGGGGCCGGCCGGCGUCACCGGGAGGAAUACGAGGAGAUUCUAGACUCACCCAUUAAAUGAGAAACUUUCGCUCUAACAUGUAAAGUUUUAUUACCCCCGCCAAGCACAACGUUAGAUUCAGGAGAUUGGUUAGUUUGUUAGUCAUUUGUCAGCUCUGGAAAAAAAGAACUUUGCAAUUUUCCAGGUAAUUUGUCGAGGGGUGGUGCACAGGCCACGGGAAAACACUCCUAAAUCCUGCUCCUAUCCCUAGCCCUAAUCCUUACCCAAAUCCAAUUACCCUAAAACCUAUCCACUGACCCUCACCCUCGAACCGUAACCCUAAAUGUAUCCCUAACCACCUAAUCCGAACCCUUAGUCCUAACUCUGGUCCCAUAACGCUAAACCCUAGCCCGAAACCCUUUCCCCGAACCCCGAAUUGUAACCCUAAACGAAUCCUGCCCAAAACCCUAACCCCAGAAUCCCCUAACCUUAGCCCUGAACCCAACAUUUAAAGCUAAACCCUAAUUGUGAUUCCUAACCCGAAAACCCUAAAACCUUUCUCCCUAACACCCUAAUCCUCCUCACUUCUAAAUUUUGCCGAGACCCAAACACUAACUCCUAACCCUAAAACCUGUCCUCUAACCCCCUAUUCCUAACCCCAACCUCAACCCAAAAACCCCUACCCGAACCUUUUAGUGAUACUUUCGCCCAUCAGUGACUAAGGUCUCCCUUUGUAACACAUAAAUGUCAUCCAGGAGGUAGCCUGCCAACUUCUAACAAACAAAAACAUGGCAAUCCAAAUUUCCCCCCCACUUUUUUUUUUUUGCACCGUUUGGCCUUGGCAAAGGUCUUUGAGUGCCAUUCUCGUCUCAUUUGUGCAAGCCUUAUUCUCAAUCUUUUUCGGGGGGGAGAGAGUGAUAAAACAAAAAGUACCAACGUGGUGUCGUCUAUUCAUGUUGUGACAAUAAAAUUUCGCUGACGAACAAA
Messenger RNA from Phycodurus eques (leafy seadragon), 2544 nucleotides. It is a transcript of the gene slc35g2a, whose product is annotated as solute carrier family 35 member G2a. The coding region runs from base 205 to 1638 and encodes 477 amino acids. Lineage: Eukaryota; Metazoa; Chordata; Actinopteri; Syngnathiformes; Syngnathidae. The record is from RefSeq and is a predicted model, not a curated record. The transcript has 2 exons.